AUGUUGACGGGCUGGCUGCAGCCUCCUGCAAAUGCCCCAGCUCCGAUCAAGAAGGAACGCGAGCACGAAGACCUCGAGGAGGGAGAGGAUCAGACUAUGGAGGAGGAGGAUGGUGCCUAUGAUGAUGAAGUCGACGACGAGGAGCUUCUGGCUAAGAAGAAGAAGCUCGACUUGCUCAUUGAGUACCUUCGGAGGGUCUACAACUUCUGUUUCUUCUGUGUUUUCGAGAGUGACUCAGUCCACGAGCUUAUUCGCAAGUGUGCUGGAGGUCAUCUUCGUCGCCCCCGUGCCAGCUUGACCACGGCUGCAAAGGCUACCGCUAGAGCCACUGCUUUGGGUGAACCGUUCCCAUAUAGAAAGCAAGAAUCUUCUGGCGACGGGGAGAAUGACGAGGGAAGCCCUGUGCAAGAGAGGAAACCCCUUGUCAAGCUGAGUACUAAAAACCAACAGCAAUUGCAGAGAGCCUUCAACUGGGUCAAGACAUAUGAGGAGAAGCUACUGCAACUAUUAGAACCGGAAAAUGUUGACAUCAGAAAGCUAGGCGGGAAGCCUCUGGAGGAAGCUAUCGAGGACGAGAUGUCGAAAUACGUGAAGCAGGAAGAUGAGUCGAAAUGGCGUUGCAAGGUUCCAGAGUGUACCAAGCUGUUCAAGGGGCAACAUUUCUGGCGUAAGCACGUCGAAAAACGUCACCCAGAGUGGCUUGAGAAGUUGGAGAAGGACCUUCGACUUGUCAACAGCUAUGUUGUCGAUCCGGCACACAUUGCUCCCUCUCGCAGCGACGCAAAUAGCAAUGGGCACUUCCCCAUGGGCAACCACGUCCAAGCCACUGGCACUCCACGAGGCUUCAAUCUAGCCAACAUGGGCAUGGGCCCCAAUAGCGGAAUGCAAAACGGCAUGAGUCUCGGUGCUCUCUUCAACCCCGCCAUGGGUGGCAAUUGGGAUCCGAAUGCUGUGCACGACGAUCGUUCCGGCCCGAUGCGACGUGGUGGACAUCGGUUCAAUAGCCGCGCAGGACCGUACGACAGGCAGCCUCGUGAUGGACGCCCUCGUCCUGCCGGCAUCAAUGGACGGCUGACACCUCCCCGUGGCGGCAACAGGCAGGGUCCUCAGCGGUACGGUGAAGGCGGUCCUGGCCCCGUGCAAUCCGUGCAAGGUCGAUCGAUCAAGAGCUAUGAAGACCUCGAUGCAGUGGGUGCAGGUGGCAGUGGUGAACUCAACUAUUAA
Molecule: messenger RNA, 1224 nt
Organism: Plenodomus lingam JN3
Lineage: Eukaryota; Fungi; Ascomycota; Dothideomycetes; Pleosporales; Leptosphaeriaceae
Source: RefSeq, a predicted model, not a curated record